CCUGAAGAUGGCGCUACCAUGAUCGUGAUAUUUUGCUCGUAGAGGCAGCCCAUGAGCCAAUUCGUUUAUUAAUCGAUCAUUCCGGGAGUCGCCGUGCGUAAAUUCGUACUCAAGUUGUCGCGGUCUUGAGAUAAUAAGAGGCAUCUUGAUACGUAUCGUCAAGAGAAAUGUAGUUGUUAAACGAAUUUGUGCGUGAAACGAAUUUGUACGUUGUUGCCACAUAGCUGAGGUGUCCUCGCGAAGUGAGAUAUGGUCAUCAACAUGCAUUUGGCACAUCGACGAUUCGCACGACGCCGAUUGAAUUAAUAAAAUCGUCGAAGCAAAAAAUUAAUGUGAAGUGAGACACACCAGAGCUAUGACGAGAUAACAGAUGCAGAAUGAGGCACAGCAACAGUGGUAACCUAUUCGGUUAUGCGGUCCUCACAUUUACGCUCUCUCGUCUCAAGGUACAUGCAGAAAGUGGAGUUGCUUGUAAAGAUCAAAGUGGACGUACUUUUGAAAGCGGUAUCUUUUAUACUCCUGGACCAGAACCAUGUACUUUUUGUGUUUGUGAUAAUGGCAAUCCAAAGUGGUGUAAAGCUUUUAUUUGCAAAUUUCUCGAGGAGAAUUGCAAGUCUUUUCGUCGAGGUGAUACCUGUUGUGAAUUUAUUUGCUUGGACGAUACAUUGUCAAUAUCUAAUGACAAAGUCGAUGGAGCAGGAAGUAACGUAUUAGAUGGAAAUGCAAGUUAUGAUAUAGGUUUACGAUCAAUUGCCAGUUUUGUGACAGCAAUAUUUUCUCUGAGUCUGUUAUUCUUUCUGAUACAUCGUCUGCGUCAGCGUAAAAUACAAGUUUGUGUAGCGGGUCGAGAAAACAGGCAACUUGGAGAGGAUCAGAGAAGCUUAGGCAAUAUGGGAUAUUUGGACAGAGGAUUGCCUCAUGGAGUUCCCAUGGAUGACAUAUCUUGUGGGACAGGUUAUUCACUAUGGAAACCACCUGGCAGCAAUUAUUUCCCUCGUGGCGAGGCACCUCCACCUUAUGAGGAAGCAAUUGCUGCUGCGAGAGCGGAACAACUGCUAUCAAUGAAUCCGCACACGUUAUUAUCGAUGAACUUCUCUGAUAAUUAUAUGCCAAAUAUUAACAAUCAUACAAACAUGUCGGUCAUCGCGGACGCACAAAACGAAUUAACUAUGAACGCGCAAGCUUCAUCCAACGAUAAUCAUAUAAGCACACCCUUGAUGUCUUCAUCGAGCAGAUCGUUUCCUAGUCCCAGCACAUACGCGCCUGGCAACUAUCGACCGGUAAGUCAAAAUAUCAAUGCAACGUCCACUGUUGGUCUGAAUACUAGCACAUCUACUACGAAUUUUACAAUGGGAACAAACAUGUACGAGAAUCUACCCAUCUCGUCAAUCAAUACGACUAGUUUCAAUGAAAGUCAACAUUCUGGGAUGAAUAGCGCCAGUACGCAACAACCACUAUUACCGAUAUCACAUUCUACUAUUCCCAAGAAUUAUCGCCAACAUACGACGAUCUUUCCGCGUCAGAGCGGAAAUGGCGCGUUCACGAUAUCGGCGAUUCUGUCAAAUUCAGACGUGUCUUCUCAUCGCACAAUUUCGCGAACGUUAACGUCUCGUAUUACCGGCAGAACGAAGGAUGUUCUGACCGAUUGUUCGGCGAAGGAUUAUCUCCGCUUAUCACCUAACAGUAUCGCGGCGCCUCAUGAAAGUUCAUCUCAUUCGGUGCAAUUGUCUGCAGCUGCAACUUGCCCGAAUAACUAUAAAAAUGCUACCAAAGAUGUGGAUACGUUUUAUACGAAUGAUACUCCAAUAGCGACAGCGUCCACUUUAGUAACGCAAUCUGAAACGUAUAAAAUAAAUACGGCAGACGUAUCCGAGAAGACUUGCGAAUACACACCUUCGUUGAGUGCAGCUAACGAGAUGAAUGCGAGCGGCAGUUUCGAAUCAAUGACGUGUACAUGCAGCAUGCAAGCGUUACCUACUCUGCACGAUGACACAGACGACUAUCGAAGUGAAUGCGAGAAUUGUAAAAGUGCGACUGGUUCUCGUUACUAUUUAGAUAAUGAAGACGAACUAGUCACUUCUCUUCACGAAACCAUGACAUUACACAGGAGACCAGACGAAACAACAUCAAGUGCCACACCACAGUAUUAUAGAACUUCACUUACACUGCCGACGAGUACACGCCAACGUACAAGGAUUACUGGGGCCCGUGAAAAUUGGUUCAACACCAUGCCAGAAAGUUCUAGCGGGUCUUCUGACGAAAACUAAGAAAGGAAAAAAUAGAAAAAAAAGUUUAAAUGCAAAUAAGAUUAUUAUAAUGCAUACAACAGACAUACAUACAUACACAGUAUAUGUAUUUGCAUGUGUACACAAUUAUUAAAAUUAUCUAUAUAGAGUGUCCCAAAAUUAUUGCGCUUCUGCUCUCAGAUGAGGUUGUUGGUAGAAUGUAUUGUCAAUACAAUAAUAAUUUUUGCAUCAUAUUAAAAUAAAAAACAAAAAUAUACAGAUUUUCUAUAUGUUUAACGAUAUAAAAAAGAGCUCUAUUAAAAAGCUUCACAAAUCUCUUCAUUUCUUCAUACAACAGCAAUUCGUCUUUCAAAAUUCCCUAACUUCCCUAUAUUUGAGAGAAAUUGCGUUUUUGGGACAUCCUCUAUAGUGAUCGUCAUAAUUAUAAUUAUUAUAUAUUAUAAUCAUGUCGGCAUCAUUAUUAUCAUUGUUAUCAUUGUCAAUUAACAAUAGAAAUUUGUGAAUUCUUAUAGUGAAACUUUUUAAUCCGGAAUAAAUCAAACAAAGUUCAGUGGGAAAUUUCAAAGUAAAAUUAUAUAAACUUCUGCACUGCAUCAAUAUCACUAUUACUAUUUUUAUCAUAAUGUAAGAAUAUCUUACAUCAUGACUUUUAUUAUCGUUAUUGCAUUAUAUUGUGUUACCAUAACAAUUUUUUUUUGUUAAUUUAUUUUAUUCGCCGAACGAGAAAAUUUUUGUUAAAUUAAAAGAGAUAUACAAAUUUUAAUAAUAGAUCUUUAAUGUAAAAAAUAGAAUAAAUUCAUAUCUGUAUAUGUAUAUGAUAUUAGGAGAGAAUCAUAAAAAUAUAUGUAAUAAGUCAUAAAAUUCAUUCUAUCAUGGAAUGUUUACAAACGCGAAAUAUCCAUUAAUACAUAAACACACACACAUAAAUUGCAAGGAAUCGAUUUAUAUAAAAAAAUUAGUGGUCCAUUAAAAAAAAAAAAAAAACUUAACUUUUAUAUAAAGCCAGCGUCAAACGAUGUACGUUUUUUUUAUAUGAUUAGCUUGGAUGCUAGCUCAUAUAGUGUACGUUGCUUGGUUUGUUGUAUGAAACGUUGUAUAAAAACAUCACACGAAGUAAGUUUACUGUAGUUAGCAUUGUAUGAAGAUAUCAGACGAAAGAAAAUAUAGCUAAUAGAUUGAUAGGUUUUGAUAAGUUAGAGGCCAAUUUUACUUCGGUUAAAUUAAUCGACGGACAAAAUUAGCAGGGUGGCAAAUGAUAAGAAUGCUUGGUUUUCCUUCACCUCCAUUUUUUGUUGUCAUCCUGCUGAUUUUAACCGUCGGUUAACUUAAUCGAAGGUGGUGAAAUGGGUCCUUAAAUAAAACAUUUAUAAAAGAUUCGCGGUUUGAGAGAAAUUAUAUUCGGGAGUUGAUUGUACAAUAUUAAUAUUCUGAUAAACGUCAAAAUUUAUUUAACACAUCAACAAUGAAGUAGUUUUGAAAAUAUUUCCGACACGAUUGGUGCAUGCAAGGAAGUAAGCAUGAAAUAAUGCAACGGAGCGAACAUAGAAAUCAUACAAACUAGCUUUUUUUUUAUACGUUGGGAAAUGCUUUAUACAUAUCUUCCGCCUGGGGGAGGCGGAGGGUUAUGUGGAACUUACCGGGACGGCAUUGUAUCAUCGCUCCGGCAUACCCACUAAACCCAAUGAUGGCCUCUAUGCAUGAUUGUAGAGAGGGCUGCAGGAUCGAACUCAGUAUACAGCCGCCCUCCCUCGUACUCGGUCCCCGCUUCACGAUGUGUGCGUGACCCCUUUUUCUGGGGGCAUACAAGCUAGUAUAUAGCUAAUUUUAGGGCCGUAGCAUAAAAAAUUUAAGCAGUAAAGCGGGGAGCGCACACUUUUGCAUAAGCGCAUAACCAUAAACAUAAAGAAAUUGAUUGGUCCACAAAUGUAUGCAUAAGAAAAUGAACCAAUCAAUUCCCCGCUUAUGACUUAAAACUUAAGAAUUUCAUCCAUAAAUCAUCUGAAAUUUUCAGUGUUGCUUAAGUUUUAAUAUAGCUGCCUUAUUGUUCGACUGUGAUUGAUCAAUUUGCUUACAUCUUAAGCGUCGUCUACAAUAGGAAUAAGAGUAGAAGUAAGAGAGGAGUAGGAAAUAAAAAUAAUUUAUUCGCUGACGCCCUUACUUCAGCCUUCUUAAACCGGAAAUAGCCCUCUUCUACUCUUACUCCUAUUGUAGACGACACUUUAAGUCUUAAACUGCUUAAGUUUUUUUGUGUGCCACGGUCCAUACAGAAAAACGUACAUCGUGACGCCGGCUUAAUCUUAAAAAAUGACUAUAAUUAAAAUAGUUAAAAUUAUAUAUUCUAAAGUUUUUUCUCUCUUCAAAUUUUAUCAAUUUUGUUGAAAAUAUUUUUUGUAAUGUUUUGAUGUUAAAUUUCAAAGAAAAUAUCUUAUCACACUUUAUAUAAAACAUUUUGUGUGUGUGUGUGCGCGCGCGCGCGUGCGUGUGCGUGUAAUAUAUAUGUGUCAUAUAUAUAUAUACACAUAUAUUAUAUAAAUACAUAUAUACGUAUAUACAAGCUGUCCGGUAACUUUUGACACACUCGAAGGUAGAUUAAAUCAAACUGAAAAGAAAAACUUGUUUUUCUCCAUAACGCUUAAUAAAGGAAUUAUUAUUAAGUUAAGUCUUGCCUAUCAUCGCAGAUCUUUAGCCGGAUGCACGUCGAUGAGCCGCGCGCCAGUGUAAGAGAGCGCCCGCCGCUAUGGCGGCGCACUACUUAUCAAGUUCACUGAUAUGCGUCCAGCUAAAGAUCGCUAAUUAGCCUUUACACAAUAAUAAUUCCUUUAUUAAGCAUUAUAGAGAAAAAUGAUAUAGGACUUUUUUCAGUUUGAUUCAAUCUAUCUUUACAUUUCGGAUGUUACUCAAGGAUGUUCCAAAGUAACUGUGACAACGCUUAUGAGUGGGUACAGCACAGCAAACUGAACAGAAAAGUCGUUUACCAUUUUUUUUAUAAUGCUUAAUAAAGGAAUUAUUAUUGAGUAAAAUCUGGUUAAUCGGCACCGACUUUUAGUUGAACACACGUUAGUGAGCCGCGCGCCUAGUAGUAGUGCUGCUGUAACAACAAGUACACUCACAUAUACUGUUAGGCGCGCAUCUCACCACGACUAUAUACAGGGUCCCACCUGCUUAAUGCUUAAUAAAGCAGUUAUUAUUGAGUAAAAUCUGAUCUGCGACGACUUUUAGCUGAGCACAUAUCGUGUUCAGCUAAAAGUCAUGGUGAGAUGCACGCCUAACAGUAUAUGUGAGCGUUCCUGCUAUUACAGUAGCAUAUAUAUAUUGUAUUUUUAUUAUUAUUAUAUUUGUUAAUUUGCCUACGCGCGUCGCACCAACAAGAUAUUAAAGCGGUCAUGUGAUGAAUUUUUGUGAAUACGAGUGAGUCCGAUGUUUCUGGGAAUAAUUGGAGAAUAUUAAUAUUAUUUUAGAUCGCUUUCGACGAUAGAAAUAUCCUAAGAUGUGCAUUGUAAACUUUAUAAUUUAAAAUUAUAUAUAUUUUACAGAUAUGUAUUUCAAGAAUUUGUAUAUAUAUAUACAUAUACAGUGUCCUAAACCACCCGUACACUCCUUUUCUUUCAAAAACUAAGCAUUUUGCAGAAAAACGUUUUGAACAAAAAUUGUAUGGUUUUGAGGGGAAUAUAAGAUGCUGUCACUGAUUUGAUUUUGGAUGCAUCGUUAAGGUCGUUAAGGUCAAGUCAAAGACACUUUUAAUUUCUUAAAAACCCCCAUUUUUUAUUGCAUAUACUUAUAGCUUAUGUCGAUAGCUUUCCAAAACCCUAUAAUAAAGUAUUUUUCUAUUAAGAAUUUGUUGAGAUAUUUUGUAUCUUAAUCUGACAUAUUUUAAUAUAAAAUAUCUCGAAAAUUAUUUAGUUUUUGAUAAUUGUAACAUUUUUAUGUACAGAAUAAUAAGUUGAAUCAAAUGGUGUACAGAAAAUAAUUGUUUUAAAAAAAGUGCAAUUAUUUGCAAUAUAUUUUUUAUAACAAUUAUUUAAUUUUUCUUUACACUAUUCCUCUUAUUAUUCUGUACAUAAAAGUAUUACGAUACAAUUAUCGAACACUAAAUAAUUUCCGAGAUAUUUUAUAUUUUAUAUUAAAAUAUGUCAGAUUAAGAUACAAAAUAGCUCAAAAAAUUCUUAAUAGAAAAAUACUUUAUUAUAGUGUUUUGGAAAGCUCUCGACAUAAACUAUAAGAAUAUGUAAUAAAAAAUGGGGGAUUUAAGAAAUUAAAGGUGUCCUUGACUUGAUCUUAACAAUUCCAUCCAAGGUCAAAUCAAUGAAACCAUUUUAUGUACCUCUCAAAACCAUACAAUUUUUGUUCAAAAUGUUGUUUUUUUCUAAAAUGUGUAGUUUUUGAAAGAAAAGGGUGUACGGAUGGUCUAAGACAUCCUGUAUAAUAAUAUAUAUAUAUAUAUAUAUAUAUAUAUAUAUAUAUAUAUAUAUAUAAAUACAGGGUAUUUUACAAAGAUUGUGCUUCGAUCACACGAGCUUCGUAGUGUCGCACGGCAACGAAAAGUGUUUGGUCUUACGCGUAUUUCUCUCGUCGCGAAGCCAAACUUUUUGUUGCCGUGCGACACUAUGAAACUCACCGCUGUCACGCCUAAAGCGUACGUCUCAUAAUCUAGCCGCGCAAAACGCAUGCUGCUCAUUCGUUAAUACUUUUUAAUUAAUAUUUCAAUAAUUAUUGCAAAAAUUGCAAAAUGGUAAAGGACUUUUCUGUUCAGUUUACUGUCCUCUACUCUCUCACAAGCGUGGCACAAUCUUUGCAGGACACCCAUACAGGGUGUCCCAGAAUAAUGGGGACAAAAUUCGUGUGCAGGUAGAGCGGACUAAAUUGAGUCGAAAAGUCCUUUAUCAUUUUUUUAUAACGCUUAAUAAAAGAAUUAUUAUUGAGUAAAAUCUGGUCAAUCAUCGCUGAUUUUUAGCCGGGCGUACGUCGGUGAACUAUGCUGUAACAGCUGAGUGCUCAUGCAUAUACCAGAAGGCAUACGGCUCACCAACAUGCGCCUGGCUAAAGAUCAGCGAUGAUUAGUCAGACUUUACUCAAUAAUAAUUUUCUUAUUAAGCGUUGCAUAAAAAAACAAUGAUGAUAAAGGACUUUUCGACUCAGUUUCGUCCGCUCUAUCUGCACGAGUUUUGUCCCUAUUAUUCUGGAACACCCUGUAUAUACAUAUAUAUAUAUAUAUAUAUAUAUAUAUAUAUAUAUAUACACACACACAGAGGAUAUAUUUUUUUUAUUAUACUUUUAUUAUUACUAUAUACAUUUAGAUUUAUUUGGCAGAAUAUUUGAGAUUGAGAAAGGAUUACUACGUUAGCGAUUGAUUUUUAUUAAAUUUCCGAUAAGAAACAAAAUUGAUUUCACAUUCAUUGAAGAAUCUUUGGUUCCUUAUGCUUUGCUACUAUGUAGAUACAUGUAUAAAAAAGAAAAUUUGGCUAUGUAUUGUAACAUUCAAGUCGGAAAGUAACAAAGAUUGGAAGUGUCGAAAUGUUGACAUUAAGCGAGUUGACAACAAAAAUGUAAAAAUUGUAAGAAGUAUUUUAAUUGUAAAUUGUCUAUAAUUCGAGUGGAGAGAGGACCAGAGAGAGAAAGAAAGAGAGAGAGAGUGUGAGAGGGGGGAGCAGGAGAGGGAGAGGGAGAGGGAGAGGGAGAGAGAGAGAGAGAGAGAGAGAGAGAGAGAGAGAGAGAGAGAGAGAGAGAGAGAGAGGUACAUAUAAACAUAAGUAUGACGUAAACUGCAUUUUCUUCUGAACUUAAUUGUGGCAUUUUUUAAAUGUGGUGAAAAUAGUAUCGAGAAACCUUUAUUUCAAUAUUUAUGAUAUUUAUAUAUUAUCUUGACAAUUAACACAACGUUCAACUGAUUGAUAAUUCUUCGCAAUUGUAACACGAAACUUUUUAGGUUUCUUGGAAUCUCUUGUAACUUAUUAUUCUCAUCAUAUUAUGAAAUAAAAAUGAUUAGCAAAUA
Molecule: messenger RNA, 8235 nt
Organism: Cataglyphis hispanica
Lineage: Eukaryota; Metazoa; Arthropoda; Insecta; Hymenoptera; Formicidae
Exons: 6
Coding region: 378-2267 (629 amino acids)
Cellular component (GO): membrane
Source: RefSeq, a predicted model, not a curated record